Molecule: messenger RNA, 868 nt
Organism: Bradysia coprophila
Lineage: Eukaryota; Metazoa; Arthropoda; Insecta; Diptera; Sciaridae
Source: RefSeq, a predicted model, not a curated record
UUUACACGCGACAUUGUGCGCAUCGGAAACACAGUUUCCUCUACCGAUAAUUGAUGAAGAUGAUGAUGGACGCAUGAAGCUCGCUACACAAACUAUUCUUAGAACUCAGUUCUUCUUUCGAAAUUUUAUUUUCGAUUUAAUUAUCGAUCUCGGGCAAAGAAAUAUUUACGUUAGAGAUAGGCGAUGAUAGAUGUUUAGUUGGAAAUAAACAAUUUGCGAUGAGUGUGGUUAAACUACUAUUUUAUCUUCUCUCGUUCGAAAUUAGUGUUUGUCUGUCAAUUUCAAUUAAGUCUCGCUGUGAUUUAUCUGAAGUUUGCAAUGUAAUACACAAUAGAUACUGGCUACCAAACUUAAUUGAAAAGCAAUGUAUGUGUCCGGCCAAUACGAUAUGCCCUUCCACAUAUUCGAAACGGGAAAAACCAUUCACAAUGAGUAUCAAUUCACGGACACAAAUGCAGUUAUGUCGUCCAACAAACGCAUCACCAAUACAAAUGUGUCUGGACCAAGAACUAUCAGUACUCCAGAAACGGACAUCAAAACGAAUUGAAACGAAAAUUAUCUGCAGGUGCAGUCGAAGGAGUUUCCUCAAAUUUUACGCCAAAGUAACAAAUAGACGAGACAAGUCGAUCACUUUCAAGUACCGAUGCGUUGGAAUGCCACCGUGUCAUUCAGAUCAGCUAUGUGGAUAUGCUAGAAGUGACCUGGGAUUUGUUUAUCAAAGGUGUACGUGCCGAGAAGGCUACAACUGCGUGACAAAAAGCUCAGCCGAUACGUUGAACGGCAAAAUGCAUCAACUCUUUUACAACGGAACCGUUUAUCCAUCAUACUGUGUAUCAUAUUUGUAGAGAAAAAGAAAAUUUACCUGAGA